Messenger RNA from Aspergillus fijiensis CBS 313.89, 449 nucleotides. RefSeq lists its product as uncharacterized. The record is from RefSeq and is a predicted model, not a curated record. The coding region runs from base 68 to 295 and encodes 75 amino acids. NCBI's taxonomy places the organism in Eukaryota, Fungi, Ascomycota, Eurotiomycetes, Eurotiales, Aspergillaceae. The transcript has a single exon.
CUCAUUCUUCACCUCACCUCUUCACCUCUUCAACCACUCAGACCAACUCUCCAAUAAAGCUUGGCGGAUGAGACUCCACACUCUGGCAGCUGUCAUGGCGUCCCCCAUCUUUCCCUCCGAGUCUACCGAUCUACAGUUCACUGUCCUCAUCACUCCUCGCCUCCUUACCAGCUCGACACUCCUUCCGAUCCUUGGAAAUCCCCAAGUCAAUUCACCUCACACAUCGAAUGGACAAUCCCCAAUAGUCCGCUCGGCCCGGCACUCUCCAGACGGGUUCAGUCGGUACACCCACUGAAAGCACCAUGUCUCAUACGUCAAGACCUCUCCGAGCGGUCGAAUCAACGAGUCAUACCCCUAGCACCAGCAAAGUCAUUCGUUGGGGGAGCAUGGCGGUCGGUCAAACCAAACCACUGUUACACCCACAUCCGCGUAAACCUGGGGAGGUUAAG